CGGGUCUUGCUCUCGACGCUGCAGCGAAGGACCGCCAGCACAGUUACACGCAUGGGAAUAGGUGGUUUAUGCCAACCUCCUUCCUCAGUCUACUGUGGGGAAAGUCCCCGGAGAUCCUCGCAGGGUGGUUGGCUCCCCUCACCGAGUCCGUCCGUGCCGUCCGGCAGUCCCGCUACUGGACAACUCCCAGCCGUCGCCUUUCGCUCAAUGCAGCAGCUGAUGACCCCUAUAUCUGGCUACGCGGCGCAUGCGUGGAAAGCGGCUGCCUUUAAGCACGGCAGGGAUGCGUGUGCUGGCGAGCUGGGGUUAGGGUAGGCUGUUGUACUCGGGUGAUGGGUUGACGACCGGGGGCGCGCGAACGGGCAAGGAAAGGGAGACAGUGGGGAAUGAUUGGCUGCUAGACCUCCUGUGCUUGCCCUUGCGUGGAUAAGCACGGGAGGUGCACCAUUAUCCCCUCCUCUGCGGCGGCAGUCGACCUCCUUUUUGGUUCUGGCUUGGUACUCGUCUCCUCGACUCCGGUGCUUCGUGUUCGAGUAGGCAGGAAUCAGCAUAGGCGAAGAUACGAGCCGUGCUGGGGAAUGUCUGCUUGCGCAAUGGGCGGGACGGGCACGUUGCUAGGCAAAGAGGAUCAAGGUCCGGUCGCAACAAUGUUCCUCAUUGUUGAUAGUUAUGCGGUCCUGUGCUGAGAUGUCUCCUCAUUGGAGACGGAGCCUAGAACACAACGGGGCUUACUCUCGCGCAGCGUACCAAUUUUUUCCUUUCCCCUCUUCGGAGGAUCAUUGGAACACCUGAUAGCUGGAGGAUAGGAAUGAUAGGUGCGGCUAAAAUAUUUAGUCGAUAAAACCAUAACCCAUGAAAAUGUAGAGAAUGGAUGUCAUAAUGUUGGAAGCCAUUCUAUGAUAAACACUGUCCAUAUCGUUAUCAAUAAUGUAAAUUUC
This is a messenger RNA of Dacryopinax primogenitus, 938 nucleotides long. RefSeq lists its product as uncharacterized. The transcript is spliced from 2 exons. NCBI's taxonomy places the organism in Eukaryota, Fungi, Basidiomycota, Dacrymycetes, Dacrymycetales, Dacrymycetaceae. Bases 69 to 272 code for a protein of 67 amino acids. The record is from RefSeq and is a predicted model, not a curated record.